Messenger RNA from Coregonus clupeaformis (lake whitefish), 2431 nucleotides. Its product is annotated as reticulon-4 receptor. Gene Ontology annotation, cellular component: plasma membrane. Gene Ontology annotation, molecular function: protein binding. The coding region runs from base 479 to 1891 and encodes 470 amino acids. The transcript is spliced from 2 exons. NCBI's taxonomy places the organism in Eukaryota, Metazoa, Chordata, Actinopteri, Salmoniformes, Salmonidae. The record is from RefSeq and is a predicted model, not a curated record.
UAGAGAGGCGCAGAUCUUUGGAUCCCCACCCUCACAAGCCAACCGACAGUGCACUCAUCUAGGAUAACUCUGCGUUGGAAACCAUACGAAGGACGGUUGGAUAUAUGCCUUUUCGUAACCGUGAAUUGCUUUGUAACUGCUGAUGGUUAUAAUUCUGUAGCUUAUUGCGGAUUGGAUUGUUGCCACCCGUGCGUUUAUGUGGUCCAUUUGGAGACGUUCCUUUGGGUUGCCUGUAUUCGAAUGUAAAAGAACCGAAGGUUUUGUUUCCAGCUCACCUCUCAAAUGACUGAGCGCGGCGUGAAGAGGAGACCGCGUUCUCCACCUCCGUUCUAUGUUAAAACGUUGGGCUAAAGUUUUCGUGGACGGUGCCCUGGAUUUUCCACUGCUAUCUCUCUGACAGGGGUCUUUUUUUUCAAGCAGAGAACGAGUAUUUUACCACGCACACAAGGGGUGCCUUCUAUUGGAUUCUAUUUCCAAAAUGAAGUCCGUUUUUAUCCGAGUUGGCGAACUCUACAUUCUGAUCCUCUGGCUUCAAUCAAUGCCUCCAAUGGAGGGUUGGGUGGAGGGCUGCCCAGUGCCAUGCAUAUGCCACAGCGAGCCACGGCCCACCCUGGCCUGCCAGCAGCAGGGCCUCUACUCCAUCCCCACAGAGAUCCCCGUCCACAGCCAGCGAAUCUUCCUCCAAAACAACAAGCUGACCGUGGUGCGCUCCACCAGCUUCAGCCCCUGUAGAAACCUCACCGUACUCUGGCUCUACUCCAACAACAUCAGCCACAUCGAGGCUGGGGCCUUUUAUGGCCUGGAGAGGCUGGAGGAGCUGGACAUAGGGGACAAUGACCUGAGGAUCAUCAGCCCCACAGCCUUCAGAGGCCUCUCCAGACUGCACACCCUACAUCUGCACAGGUGUGGCUUGUCUGAGCUGCCUGUGGGUGUGUUUAGGGGACUCUUUUCCCUGCAGCACCUCUAUCUCCAGGACAACAGCUUACUGACUCUCCAUGACGAUACGUUUCUGGACCUGGCUAACCUGACCUACCUGUUCCUCCACAACAACAAGAUAAAGACUGUGACGGAUCACAUGCUGCGCGGCUUGGUGAGCCUGGACCGCUUGCUUCUGCAUCAGAAUCUAGUGACCUUUGUCCAGCGCAAGGCAUUUCAUGACCUACGCAAGCUGACCACUUUGUUUCUGUUCUUCAAUAAUUUAACAGUGCUGACAGGGGAGACCAUGGACCCACUGGUGUCCCUCCAGUACCUGCGUCUGAAUGGGAACCAGUGGAUCUGUGACUGCCGGGCCAAGACUCUGUGGGACUGGUUCAAGGGCUUCAAAGGGUCCAGCUCAGAGCUUGAGUGCCAUGUUCCAGCUAGACUGGCAGGGAAAGACCUGAAACGGCUAAAGAGCCCUGACCUGGAGGGUUGUUAUGACAGCUCUCAACAUACUUGGAUUAGUGUGUUCAGUUCUAAGACGCGCUCUGGAAAACUCACCACAGAGAGUCCACUUAGGGCUGGUAUUCCUAGGUGCUGCCUCUCAGACAACGACAAGUCCUCCAUCAUCUCCAGUAAGGGUCUCCCAGAUCAGUCCUCCUACAACAGUAGACAAAUCACCAACAAUCCUCUGAAGGAGAAGGAAAACAUCUCCAAAACGAAGCUUACGGAAGCUGACCCCAACAAACCCCAGAACAAACAGAGUCUGAACGAUGGGCCAGGGGGAACAUUAUCUAACAACCUGGACCAUUCAUCAGAGGAUCUAGACCCCUCCAAUGACCCUGAAAAGAAAAAAUUGUGUACAAAGGAGAACAUGUCAGACUCUCUGUGUCUCAAGUCCCACGGCUCUACAAUCGGAACAUGGAGGCUUAUCUUUCUUCCUGUGUUUUGGCUAUCCUUAGACUUCUGUUAGGAAUUACAAUCACAGAGGGAUAAUCUGGGCCAGUGUAAGGCCAGUGCAGGAGGCCCUGCUAAGUGCCAGGGGUGGGAAGGGGAAAAUCUUUCAUAGAUCUAAAGAUAUUAAUCUGAAAAGAGAAAGGGAAGAGCUAAAAAAACACACAUCAACAAAUAGAUGCCUUUCUACAGUAUGUCAAUUCAAAUGUAGAUAUUUCAUGGAUUGGUGCCCAGUUGAUACGGUAUGUUUUGCUCAGCUAUGAAAAUCACUUCUUCUGGGAGGUCCUAUCGUCUCUAAGCUUACUCUGCCAAUGGUGGUGACUGGUUAUUACAAAGACAAUGAAACAGCACAUGCUGUUUAAAACCAAGAAUGUUUUGAGGUUUCCUUCAUAACAACCCCAAAGAUGUGACAGAUCUUAUUACUCCAUUUAUUUUUGUUAAUCUUUUCUUAGAGUGAAACAUUGAUUUAAAUGCUAUUUUAUGUUUAUACAGUUGAAUUUGGAAGUUUACAUACACUUAGGUUGGAGUCAUUAAAACUCAUUUUUCAACCACUCCACAA